GCAGCCGCACCUUUUUAUAGUCUGCAGAUAAACCACGCCUACAAUAAUUACACUUGGAGGUGUGGCUGCAUCGCAAGAUGGCCUCCAAGUCGGCCAGGUCUAUUUUAUUCGUUUCUGUCCUCUUAAACGCAUUCCUCCUCUUCAUUGUAACAGUUUACCAUUACAAAAGUGAUACUCCAAGCGCCCCAACUAGUUCCUGUCCGCCAGAUCCUUCAGAGAGGCCCUAUAUCUUCAUUGGAGGAGUGCCAAGUUCUGGUACUACUUUGAUGCGGGUCAUAUUGGACGCUCAUCCUGACAUACGCUGUGGCGAAGAGACCAGACUAGUCCCUCGUAUAUUACAAAUGAAGGAAAGGUGGAGGAAGGGGAAGAGAGAGCAUAAGCGCUUGGACGAAGCAGGCUUAAACAACACUGUCAUUAACUUGAUAGUACGAAACUUUAUUUCAAACGUGAUAGAGUAUCAUGGCCCUCCGGCUAAGAACCUUUGCAAUAAAGACCCUCUAUCGCUCGCCCACACAAAAGACCUUCAUCUCAUGUUCCCUCGGGCAAAGUUUGUCCUGGUUGUGAGAGACGGAAGAGCUGUUGCUUAUUCAAUAGUUAGUCGUAACCUCACAAUAAGCGGUGUUGAUAAUAAGAGUUAUCUUGCAGCUGCUGCCUUCUGGAAUAGAGUGUUAGAAAGAAUGUGGGAGAAUUGUAAAUACGUUGGGCCUAAUGUCUGUCAUGUUGUGUAUUUUGAGAAACUGGUCUCGGAACCGAGAAACGAAAUCAACAACCUACUCAAGUUCCUUGGGAUUGAGUGGCACGAUAAUGUACUGCGGCAUUCACAGCUCAUUAAUAAAGAGGUCAAGCUAUCCAAGUUAGAGCCGUCUACCAAGCAGGUUAGAAACCCGAUUAAGAGUGAUACUGCUAUAAAGUGGAAGAGGAAACUUCCGAAAAAAGUAAAAGAUAAAAUAUGGAGCAGCUGCCCAAUGCUUCGGAGACUGGGAUAUACUAAUGACGAUUAGACCACACCCAAUUUAUUAAUUAUAUUAUUCAUAAAUCAAUCUUUAUAAUUAUCAAUUUGUAACUGUGUGUGAUUUAAAAUAUGGUUUUGUGAUUUAUA
Molecule: messenger RNA, 1099 nt
Organism: Amphimedon queenslandica
Lineage: Eukaryota; Metazoa; Porifera; Demospongiae; Haplosclerida; Niphatidae
Product: protein-tyrosine sulfotransferase 2-like
Exons: 2
Coding region: 78-1001 (307 amino acids)
Biological process (GO): peptidyl-tyrosine sulfation
Cellular component (GO): Golgi apparatus
Molecular function (GO): protein-tyrosine sulfotransferase activity
Source: RefSeq, a predicted model, not a curated record